Molecule: messenger RNA, 3971 nt
Organism: Pseudo-nitzschia multistriata
Lineage: Eukaryota; Bacillariophyta; Bacillariophyceae; Bacillariales; Bacillariaceae
Source: the annotation of a GenBank genome assembly
AUAGAGAGGAACAGAAGCUCGAUUGCACACAUUCUUGCAACAAAGGAACGAGACGAUGCUUCGAUUUCUGAGCGUCUUCUGUUUGGCGGUUUGCCUGCCGGUUUUGGCAUGGACCUUUGUCACAAAAACACCUCCCCUUGAUGGCGCUUCCCGUGCCCACCGAAUUUCAGCGCCGGGGGCAGCGCAAUCCACGCGGUUUUCGCCAUGGGCGAUCAGGGAUCGGUCGACCCAACCACCCUUUGGUCUGGGGAGCUGCCGGCUGUCGGCAAAGGGAGACGAUGCCGACGAGGAGGACGCCGACCUCUUCGACGUCGAUGGCUGGGAACCCGACGAAGAGGACAUUAUGAACGAGGCAGAAGAGAUUGGCGAUCUAGACGACGAGCUGGACCUGGACGACGUAGAGAGCUCCGUCGCGGGUCUGGACGAGGACGAUGAGGACGGCAUCGAUUACGAAGACGAAGACGACAUGAUCGACGAGGAAGAGGAGGAAGAAGACGAGGACAUCGAGGAGGAAGGCGGUGACUACGACGAGGACGAAGAAAACGAGGACGAGGACGAGGACUACGAUGCCGAGGACGACGACAUCGAGUCCUACCUCAAGGGCGACGGUGGCAUGGACGAGAAACCGCCGGAGGGAUACUCCAAGUGGUGGGAAGACUACGGCUUCGAAUCCAGAGAAGACUUCGAAAACAAUGAACUCUUUCCGGGGGGCAUGAAGGGACUGGUUGCGGAUCGGUUCGACACGCCCGACGAGGAUUUCUGGGACGACGAGGCUACCAUGGUUCCCCUCGAAGAAAGCGAGGACGAUCCAGAGUACAACGAGCUGAUGAAGGACGUCGUCGAAAACUCAGCCAAGAGGCAGGCAGCGGCCGAAGCGAGUGCCGACGACUCUGACAAGAACUUCUACGAAGGCGAACUCGAAAACGAGCUGGAGACCAUCGAAGAAUUGUCCGACCUGCUCGACGACAGCAUUCCAAACGAUACCGGCGAAGAGGAGUUCACCAUCGAUGCAUCCGAACUGGACGGCAUGGACAUCGAAGAAGAACUGGAAGGGGUCACAGCCCUGAUCGACGACGAGCCCUACGUCGGUGCCAACCGAACGGACAUUGCGGGCACCGGCAUCACCGACGAGGAAAUGGAGGCUCUCGAUCAGUCCUGGAAAAACAUCAACGACUCGCUCGAAAAAGAGCCAUGGAACAAGGUCGCUGCGACUCAGUUCGAUUUUAACUAUUCCGCUUAUCCAAAGCAAUACCACUACGACAUGCAACAGACGGCGGUCGAAAUCGAAUCCGCCGGAUACGACGUCUUCCCGUGGCUGAAGUACGACAUGGCCUUUAACGUCUCGAACCUCAUCCUGGCCUCCAUCAAGCACAACCCGGAUGCCCCCGUCAUCCUGCAACACUGGUACCCGCAGCUCAUGGUCUGCGAGCGCUAUCAGCACGCACGAGAUGUCGAUUUCGACUUUACCUGGGACGAUGUGAACAAUGCCGACAUGGAAGAGCUGGAGCGGUAUUACUACGGGUUCGGUUACGAGGAGAUUCCCAAGAAGGCUCCCGCCGAAACCGGAAUGAUCGCCUUCGAAGACGCCGACGAACAAGAGGUGAAGAUGGCGGCCAUGGAAAAAUGGAUGCUGGAUGUUUACAACAGCGAAUGGGACAAGAAAGACUUUGACGACGAGGACAUCAAGGAUGAGGACAAUGUCUAUUCCGACAACUUCAAAAUGCCCCAGCACCCCGAUCUGCCGUCGUGGGACGAAGCCCAGGAAGACGUUGCCGGAUGGAAGGACGAAUACGGAGAAGACGACGAGCUCGACGAGGAGGGCAUCGCGUACCGAGACAUGAUGGGAAGAUCCGUAGACUACACCAGUGCCCAGGACGACGACUUCCAAAAGAACUUCCGGGGCCACCUGAUCAUCGCCUGCGGGAACUUCGAGGCCGACCUGGACGACGCCGAGCUGAUCACGACGCGCAUGGAGAAGGAGUUUGGCAACGCCAUCUACACGGAGACCAAGAUCUACCAGCACGCGACCCCGGACGACAACGUCUUUGAGGUGUGGCUGGAGAGCUACGAGAUCGAUCUGCUCCACUCGAAGCGAAGGGCCGCCAUGAACGUCGUCGGGUGGGAAGGCAAGGGAGAGCUCAACGAGGACCGAAUGGACUUUUUAGUAAAGGAGAUCGGCAAGCUCACGAGCGACGACGCCCGAACCAGCUUCCGCUGGACCGAGGAGCACGUCAGUUAGAAAAGAGCACAAUAAAAAGAUGUAGAAGUUGCGCGCAAUGCGCCGGGCUGGAACGUAAAAUGGAUUUUUGACUCGUAGCUCUACUCUUCUGAUACAAUAGUGUAGCUAGUGUGAUUGAGCUAGGUUAUCGAUUGGUAUCAGUGCAACAGAAGGACGACCAGACUGAUAAAGGCGUCUUCAAAAGUCGCUCAUCUAUUACUUUAGCUACAAGAGUAUCGAUUCACUGAACUGGUAGAUCGUUUCGAUACUUUGAUUCUCAUCUGUGUAUAUCCUGAAUGAGGAUGCAAGAGUCAGUGAACCCAGAUUGACACUUUCCAAUAAGACUCGACUAUGAUUUGGAGUGCCGAAGGUGACACCAACAGUUAUUGGGUGACUCGAACUAGAUCGAAGAAAAUUGCUCCGAGAGCUCUUCAAGUUAUCGUUGCUUUGAAUUUGUCAACUUUGAUACAACAAAUACGUUUCUUAUUCAACAGGGGUCUAAAGCUAAUUGCAAUUGCUAGUUUUAUUCUCUAAAUUGUUCUAUGCCUUGCUCCUCAAGAUUUCUUUGAGGUUCAGUAUCAAAUCCUGUUUCCCAAUUUCGUCAUCCCUAGAAUCCCACUCUUCCACAACUCCUUCUGCUCGUUCGGUACCAGUCUCACUGUCUACACUCACAAUCGUGAUUUCCGCCAAGCAUUUUUUUCGUGAAACCUUGCCAACGAUUUUCCGGACCGGGUCAAAGUAAUAUAUCACGUCCUCCUCGUCUUCUUCUUCGUCCUCCGAAGAGGACGCCAUCGACAUUAGUUCGUCAACGGUUUCGGCGGUUUCGUCGACAGAAUCGUCUUCGAUGGAGGACGACGAUCCAGCUUCUGGUGAGAAGUUAGUCUCGUCGUUACUCGCUACUUCGUUGUCCUCUCCGGAUUUGCAAUUGGCAUCUUUGUUAUUUUCUUUGAUAAGUCUCUUUUUCUUCUUCCCCCCCUUUUUUUUCUUUUUAUCAUUCUUCUUUGAAAAUUUUAAAGGUCCUAAGAUUUCUUGUCCCAAACACAAUCCAUUUGACCAUCCCUUGUCCAUGAUAGCUCGAUAAUUCAGUUUAGAUUUCUGAAACAUGCGUCCGCCGUUAAUAGCUUCACCCUCACAGCUUGUGUCGCUUAGAGCAUCCUUUGCACCGUGUUUGUUGAAUUUCUUCGUCUUGUUCUUUUUGCGUCGCGGUCGCACGCUGUAGAGUUCUUCGCAUCUCACCAUUAGUUUGAACAUGCCUAGGUCGGCCAUGGUUUGUGCAAAUGUGUCAAGGCACCGAAAGUAGUAUUGAAGGAUGGACAUUUGAUUGGACUUGAGAAUUUUCUGGAGGGCACCCCCUUCGAUCACAAGUCCUUGGACGUAAUUCCGAGUUGCCACCAUCAUUCCAUACACCCUGAAGCCAUCUCUCACCAGAACCGCAGCUAAUUCAAACUUGCUGUAACCACAAGUUAGCUCCUCUUCUUGUGUCUUCGGAAAGUAUCUGUCAAUAUGUUGCUCACAGGUGCACGUAGAGGCUAUCAUUUCGUUUAUGCUCUUUUGCCCCUUCACGCUCGACUUUUCGGGGCUGAUCUUGCCUUCCUUUACUAGUUCAUUGGUGUGGACGCACGCAUUUGCGAGUUUCUCCAACUCGAAAUAGAGUUCCUCGUCAGCUUCUCUCGCUGUCGCCGUUCCCAGCGGAUCCAGAUAUGGACGAAACGUCGUAAAGAACUCGUCUUUCCAAUACAUAAAAUGCUCGAUC